Molecule: messenger RNA, 5367 nt
Organism: Suncus etruscus (white-toothed pygmy shrew)
Lineage: Eukaryota; Metazoa; Chordata; Mammalia; Eulipotyphla; Soricidae
Gene: GABBR2
Product: gamma-aminobutyric acid type B receptor subunit 2
Exons: 19
Coding region: 40-2871 (943 amino acids)
Biological process (GO): G protein-coupled receptor signaling pathway; gamma-aminobutyric acid signaling pathway
Cellular component (GO): membrane; G protein-coupled receptor heterodimeric complex
Molecular function (GO): G protein-coupled GABA receptor activity
Source: RefSeq, a predicted model, not a curated record
CGGGCCCAGUGAGCCGGCGCCCGCAGCCCGCGGCGCGGCAUGGCUUCCCCGCAGAGCCCCGGGCAGCCCCGGCCGCGGCCGCCGCCGCCGCUGCCGCCCGCGCGCCUGCUGCUGCUCCCGCUGCUGUCGCUGCUGCUGCUGCCGCCGCGGGCGCCCGGGGCCUGGGGCUGGACGCGGGGAGCCCCCCGGCCGCCGCCCAGCAGCCCGCCGCUCUCCAUCAUGGGCCUCAUGCCGCUCACCAAGGAGGUGGCCAAGGGCAGCAUCGGGCGCGGCGUGCUGCCCGCCGUGGAGCUGGCCAUCGAGCAGAUCCGCAACGAGUCGCUCCUGCGCCCCUAUUUCUUGGACCUGCGCCUCUACGACACCGAGUGUGACAAUGCAAAAGGGUUGAAGGCCUUCUACGAUGCAAUAAAAUAUGGACCAAACCACUUGAUGGUGUUUGGAGGCGUCUGUCCAUCCGUUACGUCCAUCAUUGCAGAGUCACUUCAAGGCUGGAAUCUGGUGCAGCUUUCUUUUGCUGCCACCACACCUGUUCUAGCCGAUAAGAAAAAAUACCCGUACUUCUUUCGGACUGUCCCCUCGGAUAACGCAGUGAACCCAGCCAUCCUGAAGCUGCUGAAGCACUUCCAGUGGAAGCGAGUGGGUACACUGACGCAAGACGUGCAGCGCUUCUCUGAGGUGAGGAAUGACCUGACUGGAGUUCUGUAUGGCGAGGACAUCGAGAUUUCUGACACAGAGAGUUUCUCUAAUGACCCCUGCACCAGCGUCAAAAAGCUAAAGGGUAAUGACGUCCGCAUCAUCCUGGGCCAAUUUGACCAGCACAUGGCUGCCAAGGUGUUCUGUUGUGCUUACGAGGAGGACGUGUAUGGAAGCAAGUACCAGUGGAUCAUCCCCGGCUGGUACGAGCCUUUCUGGUGGGAGCAAGUGCACAUGGAAGCCAACUCCUCCCGGUGUCUCCGCAAGAACCUUCUAGUGGCCAUGGAGGGCUACAUCGGUGUGGACUUCGAGCCCCUGAGCUCCAAGCAGAUCAAGACCAUCUCAGGAAAGACUCCACAGCAGUAUGAAAGAGAGUACAACAACAAGCGGUCAGGUGUGGGGCCCAGCAAAUUUCAUGGCUAUGCCUAUGAUGGCAUCUGGGUCAUCGCCAAGACACUGCAGAGGGCCAUGGAGACAUUGCAUGCCAGCAGCCGGCACCAACGGAUCCAGGACUUCAACUACACAGAUCACACACUGGGCAAGAUCAUCCUCAACGCCAUGAAUGAGACCAACUUCUUUGGGGUCACGGGCCAAGUUGUGUUCCGGAAUGGAGAGCGAAUGGGGACCAUUAAAUUUACUCAAUUUCAAGACAGCAGGGAAGUGAAGGUGGGAGAGUACAAUGCUGUGGCUGAUACCCUGGAGAUCAUCAAUGACACCAUCAGGUUCCAAGGAUCCGAACCACCCAAGGACAAGACCAUCAUCCUGGAGCAGCUCCGUAAGAUCUCGCUACCUCUCUACAGCAUCCUCUCUGCCCUCACCAUCCUGGGAAUGAUCAUGGCCAGUGCGUUCCUCUUCUUCAACAUCAAGAACCGCAAUCAAAAGCUGAUAAAGAUGUCAAGUCCAUAUAUGAACAACCUCAUCAUCCUGGGAGGAAUGCUCUCUUAUGCUUCCAUAUUUCUCUUUGGCCUUGAUGGUUCCUUUGUCUCCGAAAAGACUUUUGAGACACUUUGCACUGUCAGGACCUGGAUCCUCACUGUGGGCUACACAACUGCCUUUGGGGCCAUGUUCGCCAAGACCUGGAGGGUUCAUGCCAUCUUCAAGAAUGUGAAGAUGAAGAAGAAGAUCAUCAAGGACCAGAAGCUGCUCGUUAUCGUUGGGGGCAUGUUGCUGAUCGACUUGUGCAUCCUCAUCUGCUGGCAGGCAGUGGACCCCCUGAGAAGGACAGUGGAGAGGUACAGCAUGGAGCCGGACCCAGCAGGACGGGACAUCUCCAUCCGCCCCCUCCUGGAGCACUGUGAAAACACCCACAUGACCAUCUGGCUUGGCAUAGUCUAUGCCUACAAAGGUCUUCUAAUGCUGUUUGGUUGCUUCUUAGCUUGGGAGACCCGCAACGUCAGCAUCCCGGCACUCAACGACAGCAAGUACAUCGGGAUGAGCGUCUACAACGUGGGCAUCAUGUGCAUUAUCGGUGCCGCUGUCUCCUUCCUCACCCGGGACCAGCCUAACGUGCAGUUCUGUAUUGUGGCCCUGGUUAUCAUCUUCUGCAGCACCAUCACCCUCUGCCUGGUGUUUGUGCCCAAGCUCAUCACGCUCAGAACAAACCCUGAUGCCGCCACUCAGAACAGACGGUUCCAGUUCACACAGAAUCAGAAGAAGGAAGAUUCCAAAACGUCCACCUCAGUCACCAGCGUGAACCAGGCAAGCACAUCGCGUCUAGAGGGCCUGCAAACAGAGAACCACCGCCUGAGGAUGAAGAUCACUGAGCUGGACAAAGACUUAGAAGAGGUCACUAUGCAGCUGCAGGACACGCCAGAGAAGACCACCUACAUCAAACAGAACCACUACCAAGAGCUCAACGACAUCCUCAGCUUGGGCAACUUCACUGAGGGCACAGAUGGUGGAAAGUCCAUUUUAAAAAAUCACCUCGAUCAAAAUCCCCAGCUACAGUGGAACACAACAGAGCCCACCCGAACUUGCAAAGAUCCGAUAGAAGACAUCAAUUCCCCGGAACACAUCCAGCGCCGGCUGUCCCUGCAGCUCCCCAUCCUCCACCACGCCUACCUCCCAUCCAUUGGCGGCGUGGAUGCCAGCUGUGUCAGCCCCUGUGUCAGCCCCACCGCCAGCCCCCGCCACAGACAUGUGCCACCCUCUUUCCGGGUCAUGGUCUCAGGCCUGUGAGGGCUGGGGGGCACCCAGGGCCAGGGCCUCCCCAUGGCAUGCACUGCGGGAACACUGCGGGCUCUGGCUGCGGAGAAGCUGGUGCCAGGCCAGCCUGGCCGGACUGCUCAGUGGGCACUCAGGUGGACAGUAGGGUGGGGGUGGGGGGCACUUGGCACUUGACCUUGAGCCUUAUUUGUGAAGUUUUUAUUCUUUCCCCAAGAAGAGGAAUGGAGAUGACUUCAUCCUUGAUGUCGGCAAAGCAGGACCUGAGCUGGGCUAUUUGAAAACUUUGCAAAAAAAAAUAAAAGAAGAAGAAAGGAAGGAAGACACACACAAAAUCUAGGCAAGGAGAGAGUGGCUGGAAGUCCAGUCGAAGUCUUGGAGGGGCCCGACCAACUUGGGCAGAGGCGAGGGGCUUCUAGAGAAAUGGUCUCGGCCCCUGCAUACACACAUCCCUGGCUAUAGCCGCUCCUCUCCCCAACCAGGCCAGUCCCUGUCCCCUCCGGGGAAGGAGGCAGGCAGGACCACAUGGCCUCCAGCGGCCUGUGCAGCCCACCCCGCUUUCUGCAGUCAGGAGGAUGUGGAGGGGGCUGUCCAGGGUUGGGGUCUGCGCCCCUAACCCUCUGAGCAAUGCCACACACGAACACAAUAAUACCCGUUCUGGGACUGUGGGGAUUUAGGGCGCGUUGCUGCAGAUACGCUCUGCAGCAUCCACUCCCGUCGGGCACGUCCUUGUGUUUGCUUCAGGGGUUCCCGGUAAUAAGGGGGCCUGCCUGAGCUCCUCACGGAAUGUCUAUUCCUACCACACCCCCGACAGGUAGACUGUGCACUUUAACCUCUCUCGCAAAGGCCCGAGGGCUGGCUGGCGGGUAGUGGGGAUUUUAUUUCCCGAUGACUUUGUUUCUGACCAAAGUGAAUUGGGGAGGGCAUGAUGCUUAGAAGACACCCCAGGGCCACAGGGAGAGAGCUGGCCAAGGGCUCCUCUGGGCUCCCAAGAGGCACCUUCCUUCCCUUCCUUCUGGAGAUCGGUGGUGAGCUCCCUCCGAGGCCAGGAUGAUUGGGGUGAUGGGGAGACACAAAGGCUCUUCCCUGUCCACAAAACCCCAAUGAGUCAGAUAGACUCAAGUCCCUUCUACCAAAUUUCUUCCCACCCCCUACCAUGGUGACCUUGGGCAAGUCACUUAUGUUUCUCUGAGCCUCAGUUUCCCCUCUCUCACAAAUUGGGGUUGAAAUAAUACCCGUCCUGCCUACCUCACAGGGUCACUCUGAGGGUCAUAACUCAGUCUCGUCCGGGAAAGCUUCUUACCAAACCAUGAAGCGACCCUGACCCGUGAGGUAUCACUGUCACCACGACCGACCGACAAACCGAUCGAUGUCCUUGAUCUGUUGGGCUGUAGCCCAGAGGAGGUCCCAGCAAAGCCAGCCUGUCUGGGGAGAGGCGCCCGAGGAUUUCUGUGACAUUCCUAGACAGGUUCAUUCUUGCAAAAAAAUAAAAUAAUAAAAUAAAAGCCUGAAUGGCAAGGUCCGGGACGUACGCAGCACAACUCAACGGUCUUGCUCACUCCCUAGUACGCCCUAAGGGCAGCUUCCUCUGGCAGGCAAUAAUCUCCCAGCCCCACCCCGGGCAGGGCCAGGAUGCUCUCACCACCAGGCUUCCACGAAAGGGCCCGGGAACCUCACCCUCGCCAACAUUUCACAACAUCCCAUGUUCACAUAGCACAGCUUCCCCUACCCCCAAGAGAGGUUAUGGAGGUUCUAUAGCUUUUAGGGACACACACACACACACAACAAAAAAUGUUAACACUUCACAGGUCAAGUUGAAGUCAUUCUCUGUUUAAGCACUAAAACUGGGUGUCAUCACUCACUGUGUAUUACCAGUAUUUACCUGCUCUCUUGAGUUCACCCAGACCAGAUUUAAAAGAACACAUUUUUUUUCCAAAGGGAAAGAGACAAUUCAUUGUACAUAAUGUAUACGCACACAAAUACACACACACACACACACACACACACACACACACACACAAAAUACCUGUAGAACUAUUCUUCCAGCACUGCAGAAACAAAAAAACAAACAAACAAAAAUAGAAGCAAACGUACUGGGCAGUUGGAAGUGAUUGUGUGUGUGUCCGUAACCCCUUGUGAUUUCUGAACAUGCAGUCUUCUAGGUUAACACACACACACACACUCACACACACACAAAUACAUCCUCUGUCUUGAUGAUACUGUAGGUUCACCCAUUUUUUUAAAUUUCCCCCACAAAUAACAAGACCCACAGACAGAAGUGACUAGCGUUUAACGGCUCUGUUCUUUUAUAUGCAGCAAACACACCGUACAUUUCCGAAGAGGCUUUAGCCAGAAGGUGUUUUUCCAAUGAUGUUAGCACACAAACGCUUUAAAUUAGACUGGAACUGCCAGACUCAGAUGUAAAUGAGGAAUUUCUCAGACCCCUAUUGCAUGGUAUCAAUUUUUAAUAAAUUGUUGCAGAUUUGUUUUUAUGAAUAAAAGGUUAAAAAU